Messenger RNA from Nomascus leucogenys (northern white-cheeked gibbon), 3657 nucleotides. It is a transcript of the gene MMS19, whose product is annotated as MMS19 homolog, cytosolic iron-sulfur assembly component. The transcript is spliced from 30 exons. The record is from RefSeq and is a predicted model, not a curated record. Gene Ontology annotation, cellular component: cytosolic [4Fe-4S] assembly targeting complex; MMXD complex. NCBI's taxonomy places the organism in Eukaryota, Metazoa, Chordata, Mammalia, Primates, Hylobatidae. The coding region runs from base 1289 to 3289 and encodes 666 amino acids. Gene Ontology annotation, biological process: iron-sulfur cluster assembly.
GCCUCCGGCUGCAUGCCCAACAGCCGCCUUCCCUCUGGGUGCCACCGCCCCAUUCCAGGCCCCGCCCCUCCCUGGAACUGCCUAGCCAGAAGCCGGCAGGCACGUGACCCGGGGCGCCCCGCCCCCUUGUCCUUCUCCCGGCGAUUGGCUCGGGAGGCGCAUGCGCGGAAAGGCCGUCUCGUGCCACCGCCCAUAUCCCCUCCCACGGUCUCUAGUUCGCGUCAUGGCCACCGCCGCGGCUGUGGAGGCGGCGGCGCCUAUGGGCGCCCUAUGGGGUCUCGUGCACGACUUCGUCAUGGGUCAACAAGAGGGCCCCGCUGACCAGGUGGCUGCAGGUCCUCUCUAGAGAAUCCAGAACCCCGAACUCGGGCACGAGGAAUCCAGCUUUUGUCACAGGUGCUAUUCCACUGUCACACCUUGCUCCUGGAGAAGGAAGUGGUACACCUGAUACUGUUCUAUGAGAACCGGCUGAAGGACCAUCAUCUUGUGAUCCCAUCUGUCCUGCAGGGUUUGAAGGCACUUAGCCUGUGUGUGGCCCUGCCCCCAGGGUUGGCUGUUUCUGUGCUUAAAGCCAUCUUCCAGGAAGUGCAUGUACAGUCCCUGCCACAGGUGGACCGACACACAGUCUACGAUAUAAUCACCAAUUUUAUGCGAACCCGGGAAGAAGAGCUAAAGAGCCUAGGAGCUGACUUCACCUUUGGCUUCAUCCAGGUGAUGGAUGGGGAAAAGGAUCCCCGUAAUCUUCUGGUGGCCUUCCGCAUCGUCCAUGACCUCAUCUCCAGGGACUAUAGCCUGGGACCCUUUGUGGAAGAGUUGUUUGAAGUGACAUCCUGUUAUUUCCCUAUCGAUUUUACCCCUCCACCUAAUGAUCCCCAUGGUAUCCAGAGAGAAGACCUCAUCCUGAGUCUUCGCGCUGUGCUGGCUUCUACACCACGAUUCGCUGAGUUUCUGUUGCCCCUGUUGAUUGAGAAAGUGGAUUCUGAGGUUCUGAGUGCCAAGUUGGAUUCUCUACAGACUCUGAAUGCUUGCUGUGCUGUGUAUGGACAGAAGGAACUGAAGGACUUCCUCCCCAGCCUUUGGGCUUCUAUCCGCAGAGAGCCAUGGGAUCCCUCCCUGACAGGUGUUCCAGACGGCAAGUGAGCGGGUGGAAGCAGAGGGCCUGGCGGCCCUCCACUCCCUGACUGCGUGUUUGUCUCGCUCUGUGCUGAGGGCUGAUGCUGAGGACCUCCUUGACUCCUUCCUUAGCAACAUUCUACAGGACUGCAGGCACCACCUGUGUGAACCGGACAUGAAACUGGUGUGGCCUAGUGCCAAGCUCUUGCAGGCAGCUGCAGGUGCAUCAGCCCGGGCCUGUGACUCUAUCACUAGCAAUGUACUGCCUUUACUGCUGGAACAGUUCUACAAGCACAGUCAGAGCAGCCAGCGGCGGACAAUCCUUGAAAUGCUCCUGGGUUUCUUGAAGCUGCAGCAGAAAUGGAGCUAUGAAGACAAAGAUCAAAGGCCUCUGAAUGGCUUCAAGGACCAGCUGUGCUCACUGGUAUUCAUGGCCCUAACAGACCCCAGCACCCAGCUUCAGCUUGUUGGCAUCCAUACACUCACAGUCUUGGGUGCCCAGCCAGAUCUCCUAUCUUCUGAGGACUUGGAGCUGGCAGUGGGUCACCUAUACAGACUGAGCUUCCUGAAGGAGGAUUCCCAGAGUUGCAGGGUGGCAGCACUGGAAGCAUCAGGAACCCUGGCUGCUCUCUACCCUGUGGCCUUCAGCAGCCACCUCGUACCCAAGCUCGCUGAAGAGCUGCGUGUAGGGGAGUCAAAUUUGACUAAAGGAGAUGAGCCCACCCAAUGCUCCCGGCAUCUGUGCUGUCUGCAAGCCUUGUCAGCUGUAUCAACACAUCCCAGCAUCGUCAAGGAGACACUGCCUCUGCUGCUGCAGCAUCUCUGGCAGGUGAACAGAGGGAAUAUGGUUGCACAAUCCAGUGACGUUAUUGCUGUCUGUCAGAGCCUCAAACAGAUGGCAGAAAAAUGUCAGCAGGACCCCGAGAGCUGCUGGUAUUUCCACCAGACAGCUAUACCUUGCCUGCUUGCCUUGGCUGUGCAGGCCUCUAUGCCAGAGAAGGAGCCCUCAGUUUUGAGAAAAGUACUGUUGGAGGAUGAGGUGUUGGCUGCCAUGGUGUCUGUCAUUGGCACUGCUACGACCCACCUGAGCCCUGAGUUAGCUGCCCAGAGCGUCACAUACAUUGUGCCCCUCUUCUUGGAUGGCAACGUCUCCUUUCUGCCGGAAAACAGCUUCCCGAGCAGAUUCCAGCCAUUCCAGGAUGGCUCCUCAGGGCAGAGGCGGCUGAUUGCACUGCUUAUGGCCUUUGUCUGCUCCCUGCCUCAAAAUGUGGAAAUCCCUCAGCUGAACCAACUCAUGCGGGAGCUUUUGGAACUGAGCUGCUGCCACAGCUGCCCCUUUUCUUCUACCGCUGCUGCCAAGUGCUUUGCAGGACUCCUCAACAAGCACCCUGCAGGGCAGCAGCUGGAUGAAUUCCUACAGCUGGCUGUGGACAAAGUGGAGGCUGGCCUGGGCUCUGGGCCCUGUCGUAGUCAGGCCUUCACUCUUCUUCUCUGGGUAACAAAGGCCCUAGUGCUCAGAUACCAUCCUCUCAGCUCCUGCCUUACAGCCCGGCUCAUGGGCCUCCUGAGUGACCCAGAAUUAGGUCCAGCAGCAGCUGAUGGCUUCUCUCUGCUCAUGUCUGACUGCACUGAUGUGUUGACUCGUGCUGGCCAUGCUGAAGUGCGGAUCAUGUUCCGCCAGCGGUUCUUCACAGAUAAUGUGCCUGCUUUGGUCCAGGGCUUCCAUGCUGCUCCCCAAGAUGUGAAGCCAAACUACUUGAAGGGUCUUUCUCAUGUACUUAACAGGCUGCCCAAGCCUGUGCUCUUGCCAGAGCUGCCCACGCUUCUUUCCUUGCUGCUGGAGGCCCUGUCCUGCCCUGACUGUGUGGUACAGCUCUCCACCCUCAGCUGCCUUCAGCCUCUUCUACUGGAAGCACCCCAAGUCAUGAGUCUUCACGUGGACACCCUCGUCACCAAGUUUCUGAACCUCAGCUCUAGCCCUUCCAUGGCUGUCCGGAUCGCUGCACUGCAGUGCAUGCAUGCUCUCACUCGCCUCCCCACCCCUGUGCUGCUGCCGUACAAACCACAGGUGAUCCGGGCCCUAGCCAAACCCCUGGAUGACAAGAAGAGACUGGUGCGCAAGGAAGCAGUGUCAGCCAGGGGGGAGUGGUUUCUGUUGGGGAGCCCUGGCAGCUGAGCCCUCAGUCCUGGCCUAGACUGUUCUGACAAUCUAACCUGGAAUUACUAACUAUCGAGCCAUCUUCCCCAAAGCAGGGAAACCACUGGCCUCUGACUGCCUUUCCCACAGACACAGCACAAAUGCUAGGCCUCUGCUGCAUGGCUGUACAAGGAACAUAAGAGUCCAUAUUUCUAGUGGAUUUGUAAAAUAAGUGUGUGUGAGACAAUUGUGUUUGAAGAAAGAUUUAGGGUCCUGGGUCUCUUGCGUUUAUAUGUCAGAAAAGGGGCGAUAUGCUGCUGAGAGGUGAGCGCAUAUGAGUGUGGCCCUGAGGACCAGGGUUGGCGGGUGUUGUGUACCUGCUGAAGAAUAAAGAUUUCUUUUGGUAA